AUGGACAACAGCCCCCCUUCUGCAUUCCUAAGAAAGAUUACAAGGCAUCUGACCUUUCCACUUCUUGCUGUUACACUCCUGUCAUCAUUUGGGUCCUCCAUGCUGUAUGGCUUCAAUCUUGCUGUGGUAAACUCUCCAGCAGUGCACAUCAAAGCCUUCUACAAUGCAACAUGGUACCAACGCUAUGGGCAGGGCCUGGCACAAGGACCCCUCACUCUCAUGUACUCCCUGACUGUCUCUAUUUUUGCCCUGGGAGGCUUGGUGGGGUCAUUUCCUGUGGGAAUUCUGGUCACCCAAUAUGGGAGGAAUGGCACUUUGAUCCGUAGCAACUUCCUUGUUCUGUUGGCUGGCAUGUUAAUGGGAUUCAGCCGCUACUUGGGAUCCCCUGAAAUGGUCAUUUUGGGACGCUUCAUCAUAGGGAUUCAUUCUGGCAUCUGUCUCAGUGUGGUGCCCAUGUACCUAGGAGAAAUUGCCCCAAAGAACCUCCGGGGAUUCCUGGGCCUGGUUCCCAGCAUCUUCAUUUGUCUGGGUGUCUUUUCUGCCCAGGUCUUGGGCCUUCCAGAGUUCCUGGGAGAGGAUGCCUAUUGGCCUCUUUUCCUCUCUGUAGUGGUGGUUCCUGCUUUUCUGCAGCUCUUGCUACUGAAUUGGUUUCCUGAAAGCCCCCGUUACUUGCUUAUUGAGAAAAAUAAUGUCCAUGGAGCUGCUGAAGCAUUAAGCUUGUUCCUUGGUAAACAUAAUGUACAGGAUACCAUUAAGGAGAUAGAGGAAGAAAAACGUUCACUUGCCUCAGUGAAAGCUGUGUCUGUACUGCAGCUGCUCUCAGAUCCUUCUGUGCGAUGGCAAGUACUGUCUGUAGUAGUGAUCAACAUGGGAAUGCAGCUCUCUGGAAUUGAUGCGAUCUGGUUUUACACAAAUGCUAUAUUUGAGAAUGCUGGCGUUCCUGAUCCUGAUAUCCCUUACACUACCGUGGGCACUGGUGCUAUUGAGGUUGUUGCUGGCUUAAUAAGCUGUUUCACUAUUGAGAAGGUGGGACGUCGUUCUCUCCUCAUAGUUGGCUUCUGUUUUAUGGGCAUCUGUUGUGCUGGCAUCACCCUCUCCCUGGUGCUUCAGCCAAGUGUGUCCUGGAUGCGUUACAUCAGUGUGGCUUUUGUGAUUGGGAUCAUUGCAGGAUUUUGCAUGGGACCAGCUGGCGUCCCAUUUCUGAUGACAGCUGAACUCUUCAAGCAGUCACAUCGGCCAUCGGCUUAUAUUGUGGGUGGGUCCCUCAACUGGCUCUCGAACUUCACUGUCGGCUUUGUGUUUCCCUUCUUGCAGAUGUCAGCUGGUGCUUUCUGCUACCUGGUCUUCUGUGGUAUCUGCUUUCUGGUUGCACUAUAUGUGUAUUUCAUCAUCCCUGAGACUAAAAAUAAGACAUUUAUGGAAAUCAGCCAACUCUUCACCUCCUCUCGCCCGGCCUUCUUCUCUAACUUACCCAAUUCUUUCAAGAUGAUCAAGUUAAAUGGCUAUGGAGCCCUGGAGAACAGCUCCUUGGAAUUAUCUGGAUCAGGAUCGAAUCUCCCAUGA
Messenger RNA from Thamnophis elegans (Western terrestrial garter snake), 1563 nucleotides. Its product is annotated as solute carrier family 2, facilitated glucose transporter member 9-like. Gene Ontology annotation, molecular function: hexose transmembrane transporter activity. Gene Ontology annotation, cellular component: membrane. The transcript has 12 exons. Bases 1 to 1563 code for a protein of 520 amino acids. NCBI's taxonomy places the organism in Eukaryota, Metazoa, Chordata, Lepidosauria, Squamata, Natricidae. Gene Ontology annotation, biological process: monosaccharide transmembrane transport. The record is from RefSeq and is a predicted model, not a curated record.